Molecule: messenger RNA, 1535 nt
Organism: Vombatus ursinus (common wombat)
Lineage: Eukaryota; Metazoa; Chordata; Mammalia; Diprotodontia; Vombatidae
Gene: MOSPD2
Product: motile sperm domain containing 2
Exons: 14
Coding region: 84-1520 (478 amino acids)
Source: RefSeq, a predicted model, not a curated record
GGCCCUUCUCCUGUUUAGCCUCGGCGGACACCGGGCUGGUGAUGUGAGACCGGGCGUCGGCGGCAGCGGCGGUGGCUGGGACCAUGGCCCAGGUUCCCUCUCAGGAGAAAUCUAAGCUUGUCAGCGAGACCCGGAGGAGGUUUGAAGCCGAGUAUUUGGCAGAUAAGUCAGAUAAAUAUGAUUCACGAGAUGUGGAAAAACUACAGCAGGAUGAUACUUGGGUUGAAAGUUUUUUGUGUUGGCGGCAUGAUGUGGUAGAUGAAACACUGAAGAUGAUUGAUGAAAGUUUGCAGUGGAGGAAAGAAUUUGCUGUCAAUGACCUGAGUGAAUCCACUCUUCCCAAAUGGCUAUUUGAGGUUGGUGCUGUAUAUCUACAUGGGUAUGACAAAGAGGGCAACAAAUUAUUCUGGUUCAGAGUCAAGUUUCAUACAAAAGACAAUAAAACAAUUUUGGACAAAAAGAAGCUUGUAGCCUUCUGGCUAGAACGUUAUGCCAAAAGAGAGAAUGGAAAGCCCUUAACAGUGAUGUUUGACAUGUCAGAAACUGGACUGAGUAACAUAGACAUGGAUAUUGUUCGGUUCAUCAUCAACUGCUUUAAAGUUUAUUAUCCUAAAUACCUCACAAAAAUUGUUGUCUUUGAUAUGCCAUGGAUAAUGAAUGCUGCUUUUAAAAUUGUGAAAGGCUGGCUUGGUCCAGAAGCAGUGAACAUGUUGAAGUUUACUGGUAAAAAUGAAGUGCAGGAGUACGUCAGCAUAGAAUACUUGCCCCCACACAUGGGUGGAACUGAUCCUUUCAAAUAUAGUUAUCCGCCACUAGUGGAUGAUGAUUUUCAAACCCCUUUGUGUGAAAAUGGACCUAUUACCAGUGAAGAUGAAACUGAAAGUAAAGAAGAUAUAGAAACAGAUAAUAAAGAAACCGGGGAAGCAAACUCCAGUGAAGAACAAGUUGUCAUUCCCAGAAAGAUUAACCCAGUAGAACAAACUUCCAAAAUAGAAGAGUCUGAUAAAGUGGAUUCCAAGAUAAAAACUUUAAAGAAAUCAUUGAGCAUGUUUAAAGGAGUCCUAUUGCACAUCAGCCCCGCUGAAGAACUUUAUUUUGGAUCCAAAGAAUUUGGAGAGAAGAAGUGCUUAAUAGUACUCACAAAUGUAACAAAAAACGUAGUUGCAUUUAAGGUAAGAACAACGGCUCCAGACAAAUACAGAGUUAAGCCAAGUAACAGUUGCUGUGACCCUGGUUCAUCAUUAGAUAUAGUGGUGUCUCUUCAUGGGGGUUUCACAAUUUCCCCUCAAGAUCGUUUUCUAAUAAUGGCUGCAGAAAUGGAACAGCCUUGUGGUACAGGGGCAGCAGAACUGGCACAGUUCUGGAAGGAUAUACCCAGAAGCAAAAUAAUGGAGCAUAGGUUAAGAUGCCAAGUUGAUAGCAGUAAACCAUCUUCUCUUACAUUAAAAGAAAAUUCUUUUAACAUUCAAUCCAAAAGCAAUGAGGAUAUACAUUUACAAGUAAGUUUUAUUUCUUUCUAAAUUAAAUACCAAGAU